Molecule: messenger RNA, 774 nt
Organism: Nerophis lumbriciformis (worm pipefish)
Lineage: Eukaryota; Metazoa; Chordata; Actinopteri; Syngnathiformes; Syngnathidae
Source: RefSeq, a predicted model, not a curated record
AUGGUUGACAAAAUGAGUAUGUCCCUGGACGACAUUAUCAAGCUUAACAACAAAGGAAGCCGAAGCGGAGGUUCGAGUGAACGCUCAGGUUUCGCCGGUGGAUCCUCCAAAUCGGCGCGGAGUCGACCGAAUCAUUUCAACCGUGAGAGAGUCAACAGGCCCACGCCUUACACCAGACCCAGAGAGUUGCCAGACAAAUGGCAGCAUGACAUGUUUGAACAGCAUUCCGGCGAACACAGAGGACAGAGCUCUGGAUCAGACCGAAUUGCGGAAAAUAGUGCGAAGCUGCUAAUUUCCAAUCUGGAUUUUGGAGUAUCUGACUCUGACAUCAAAGAACUGUUUGAAGACUUUGGGCCUCUGAGGAAAGCCUCGAUUCACUACGACAGGUCUGGUCGCAGUAAAGGAAGUGCUGAUAUCUUCUUUGAAAAAACAGCAGAUGCAGUAAAAGCCAUGAAACACUAUAAUGGAGUCCCUCUUGAUGGUCGUCCUAUGAAAAUCGUACAAGUGACGUCAGACGCCGACUCGCAAAGUAGACAGUCGUCACAGAGUUCUAACAGAGGCUUUGACAGAAGCAGGCUGGGUCAGCCCACGUUCGAAAGGGGCGACAGGAGUAAAAGAAGUGAAUGGGGCGAUUGGAGGCGAGGUGGCAGCAGCGGCGGCUCGAGAGGUUGGGGAAGCGGACGAGGUAGAGGAAGAGGAAACAGACCCCAGCUGUCAGCUGCAGAGUUGGAUGCCCAGUUAGAUGCUUACAAUGCUAUGGCAAACAACAAUUAG